AUGUGCGCCAUUAAGCCAUGGUUCAAUAUCAGCCCAAGCAAAGGCACGGGCCACGCUAGAGAGCAUCCUGACAUUUCAUUGUCCAUAGUGGAGCCCUUGGCCAUUAUUGGAUAUGGCGAAGAGGGUUACCAUAGGCAUCAAGCCACCCUGGACGCCUGCGGUAGCUGUCGACCAUUUCCGGAGGCAACUAGUCAUUGUACUGGUGGAGCCAAGAGAUGGGCGUCUCCGAUGGACCCAUCUCAGGCGUGGGGAAAUCGCCCGCCCACUUGCUGCACCGGGAAAAGGAUCAAUGACUCCAAGAGAAAUCUACCGGCUUCACUACUGGUACUAUCUUUGGUUAUCUACCUGUCUGGUAGGCUACAUGAUGGUUCGGUCCGCGGCGAGUUUGAUUUGAACUUCCGCGGAAAUUUCGACCGCGAACGGUAA
Messenger RNA from Aspergillus niger, 426 nucleotides. RefSeq lists its product as hypothetical. Lineage: Eukaryota; Fungi; Ascomycota; Eurotiomycetes; Eurotiales; Aspergillaceae. Bases 1 to 426 code for a protein of 141 amino acids. The record is from RefSeq and is a predicted model, not a curated record. The transcript has 3 exons.